Molecule: messenger RNA, 2032 nt
Organism: Heteronotia binoei (common prickly gecko)
Lineage: Eukaryota; Metazoa; Chordata; Lepidosauria; Squamata; Gekkonidae
Gene: RAD51D
Product: RAD51 paralog D
Exons: 11
Coding region: 49-1014 (321 amino acids)
Biological process (GO): DNA strand invasion; reciprocal meiotic recombination; double-strand break repair via homologous recombination
Cellular component (GO): Rad51B-Rad51C-Rad51D-XRCC2 complex; centrosome; replication fork
Molecular function (GO): ATP-dependent DNA damage sensor activity; four-way junction DNA binding; single-stranded DNA binding
Source: RefSeq, a predicted model, not a curated record
GUUCAGUCCCCUGUGUUUUCCUGUCUAGGUUGAAACAUCAGCAGAGUCAUGAUCCUCCGUGUGGGACUCUGCCUUGGCCUCACUGCUGAGAUGGUCCAACAGUUGAAGGACAAUGGUGUCAAAACAGUGAUGGAUCUUGUCUCGACAGAUCUGGAACUGAUUGCCCGGAAAUGUUCUUUAUCUUACAAGGCCUUGGUUGCUGUUCGACGUUUGUUGCUGGCUCAGUUUUCUUCCUUCCCUGUCAACGGUGCUGAUCUUUAUGAAGAGCUCAAGAGCUCCACCGCCAUCUUGUCUACAGGGAGCAAAAGUUUAGACAAGCUUCUGGAUGGCGGCUUGUACACUGGGGCGGUGACAGAGCUCACGGGAUCACCUGGGAGUGGUAAAACUCAGGUGUGCCUCCACAUUGCGGCGAAUGUCUCUGAAAGCCUCAAGCAGGGUGUCCUGUAUAUCGAUUCCACGGGGGGGUUCACUGCCACUCGCUUGCUGCAGCUACUCCAGGGCAGGACGGAGGCUGAGGAAGGACAGGUAGAGGCACUUCAGAGGAUCCAAGUUACUCGCGUGUUUGAUGCCUACAAGCUGCUGGAUGUCUUGCACGAGUUCCGGAGUACCGUGGCUCAAGAGGUUAUAAUUGCAUCUGCACCAGUGAAAAUUCUAGUGGUAGACUCUGUUUCUGCUGUGAUUUAUCCUCUCCUGGGAAGCCGGCAGCCUGACGGCAUGGCCCUCAUGAUGCAUGUGGCUCGGGAACUGAAGACCCUGGCCAAGGAACUCGGAGUGGCUGUUGUGGUGACCAAUCACGUGACUCGAGAUGCCAGCAGUGGGCAAAUCAAACCAGCACUGGGUCGUUCCUGGAGUUUUGUGCCCAGUACUCGUGUGCUCUUAGAGAACAGCAAGGAACCUUGUGGGAAAACCAGUGGCUGUCGAAUUGCGUCCUUAACAAAAUCUCCUCGGCAGCCAGUGGGGAUUCAGGUGGAUCUGGACCUUGAGAACUGGGAACCAGUGGAAGGCGCUUGUUAACACCUGGAGAAGGACUGUAAUGGAAGGUGCUCACAGGUGUGGUUUUUAAGCCAGUUGGUAGCCUGCUUGGAGAGUGACUCUCUUGCAUCUCAGAAACUGCAGGUUGCAGAUGUCAGAGUGGAGAGGGAUGGCCCAGAAGAACAGGAAAGGAGAAGCUUUUCUCUCUUUUGUCUUUGUGCAUUGGCUCCCCUCACCGGCUGGAAAUGGCUGUAAUUACACCCACUUAAGCUGCAGUGCUUGGGUUCAAGUAAGUGGUAGCCUGCAGCCAAAGUGAGACAUUGGUUUUCUCACUUUGAGCAUGCAAAAAAGCCCAAAGAAAGAAAGAAAGAAAGAAGACACCCAUACUGGAAAAUUGCCUGGAGCUGUCAGACAAGUUAGGUGGAUGCAGAAUGCUUUUCAGGCUGGAUAUUCCUCCAUAUCCAAGGGAUUAAGACUCUGCAGAUGAUAUUUCUGAGCAUGGAUGUGACUGGACCCUGUGUGUUCCUCCGAAUGGCUGCUGUGAGAAGGUGGCGAUCUAGAUUUAGAAAAGUCCAUCCAUCCAUCAGGCGUCCCUACAGCUUUUCCUUGUAAUUGGGAGCAAAUGAGUAUUAUGAAGGACAGAAGUUUCUCCCCUCAGUCACUUUGGGUUGUAGUGGAUGGAUGUGCUGUUUUCCCUAUGAAUUUUGUUUCUGCCAUGAUGUUAUGUGUUCCCUGUCUUUGCAUUUUACUGUAUUUUUGUUUGUACUGGAUGUGCUUAUUUAUAUCUUAACAUUUGUAAAACUUAUAUUUCUGGAACUUAAGGAUGUGUGUGUGGUGUAUUAUAUAUGUAUAAUUUCUUCAGUAUUUUAAUAUUUAGUAAAAUUCCAGGCCCUUGAGCUGGCUUUCAAUAAAAAUGUAAUGCUGGUUGCAAUAAUGGCAUAAUGAUAUUUUGUUGUUAAUUGCUUAAAAAUGGUAGUCAAUGAAAUGAGUUCACAGCACUUAGUCUGCCUUCGUUUUAGACACGAGACUUGUUCCAAUUAAAAUAAUUUAAACCCAGAAA